This is a messenger RNA of Aspergillus heteromorphus CBS 117.55, 1507 nucleotides long. RefSeq names its product SIR2 family NAD-dependent protein deacylase. Gene Ontology annotation, molecular function: histone deacetylase activity, NAD-dependent; NAD+ binding. NCBI's taxonomy places the organism in Eukaryota, Fungi, Ascomycota, Eurotiomycetes, Eurotiales, Aspergillaceae. Bases 178 to 1335 code for a protein of 385 amino acids. The transcript has 2 exons. The record is from RefSeq and is a predicted model, not a curated record.
CUUUCUCGCCUUGUCCUCGUCUGCCAUCGUCUAUCCCAAGUCCACGGACAUCAAUCCCCGACCAACCGCCAUUUAUCCCCCCGACCUCCCUUCCUCAACCGCAAUCCCGCCGGCAUUGGCCGCCCUCGCAGACCCUGACACCCAGCCAGGCCCCGAUCUGGUCGCCCGCCGUGCACCAUGGGCAACGAAUCCUCAACCGUGGUGGACGAUUCCACCCCUCCCUCCGUGCUGGAGGCGCGCAACCUCGAGGGGGUGGCCAAGUAUAUCAAGCAAAGAUCGGUGCAGCGGGUGGUGGUGAUGGUCGGAGCAGGCAUUAGUACUUCGGCAGGGAUCCCCGAUUUUCGCUCCCCCGACACGGGCCUCUACAGCAACCUGGCGUACCUGGAUCUGCCGGAACCGGAGGACGUGUUCGACAUUGGCUUCUUCCGCGAGAACCCCCGGCCGUUCUACGCCCUCGCCCGCGAGCUGGCCCCCGGCCAGUUCCGUCCCACCAUCGCACACUCGUUUAUCAAGCUACUCUACGACGAGGGCCUGCUGAUGAAGCACUUCACCCAGAACAUCGACUGCCUGGAGCGCCUGGCCGGCGUGCCGGGCGACAUGAUCGUCGAGGCUCAUGGAAGCUUCGCGACGCAACACUGCAUCGACUGCAAGGCGGAAUACCCGGAUGAUCUCAUGAAGGCGGCCGUCGCCAAGGAGGAGGUGCCGCACUGCCUCCAGUGCCAGGGGCUGGUGAAGCCGGACAUUGUAUUCUUCGGCGAGGCGCUGCCGGCGGACUUCUUCGAGAACCGCGAGCUGCCCGAACAGGCGGAUCUCUGCAUCAUCAUGGGGACAAGCCUAACGGUGCAGCCGUUUGCCAGCCUGCCCGGGCUGGUGCGCGAAGGGGUGCCGCGCGUGCUCAUCAACAUGGAGCGGGUGGGCGGGCUGGGGUCCCGGCCCGACGACGUGCUGGUCCUGGGCGACUGCGACACGGGGGUGCGGAAAUUGGCGCGGGCGCUGGGGUGGGAGCAGCAGCUGGAGGCGAUGUGGGAGGCCACCAAGCCGGAUCAGGGGACGCGGGAGGCGGAGCAGGGGCCUCCGCCAACGCGAGAGGAGCAGCUCCAGGACGAGGUGGACCGGUUGACGGAGGAGGUGGACCGCACGCUGGGGUUCUCCAGCGCGUAUGAAGAGCGGGUGCGGCGGCACCUGGAGGGCACAUCGUCGCAGAAGACGGACAGUGCGGAGGAGACAACGAGGAGGACGACGACAACAACAGGCGCGGGGCAGAACGAUAGCGAGAGCGUCGGGGGACUUGGGCAUGUGUUCCCGCAUCUGGCACGGGCCAACAAAAGCGGGUGAGGAGCGGAUGACAUGGAUGGGAUGGGAUAGGAUAGCAUAGAUGGCCCCUGGCCGGAUGGCGUUGGGUGGCUGGCGUUGAGGCCUCCCGACUGGCCGGAAUGAGGGGGAAUCCCAAUCGGGAGCGAGAACCCCCACGACGAUACAUACAUACUGAUACUGUUAGAAUAAUGAG